CUCCUCUAGCGAUAGUGCCUAUAAAUCUCCUUGAGUUAUUUAGUUCUAUUAAAUCAUUAAGAGAACACAAAAUCAAAAUGUCUUCUGCUACUGCGACGAAGUACGAUGUCUUUCUGAGUUUCAGAGGACUCGACACUCGUCGCAACUUCAUCAGUUUUCUCUACAAAGAAUUGGUUCGAAGAAACAUUCGUACCUUCAAAGACGACAAGGAGCUUGAGAAUGGCCGGAGGAUUUCGCCGGAGCUCAAACGCGCCAUCGAGGAGUCGAAAUUCGCCGUCGUUGUUGUCUCUGUGAAUUACGCUGCGUCUCCUUGGUGUCUCGAUGAGCUCGUGAAGAUCAUGGAUUUCGAAAACAAGGGUUCGAUCACUGUGAUGCCUAUCUUCUAUGGCGUGGAUCCGUGUCAUUUGAGGAGACAGAGCGGAGAUGUCGCUGAACAGUUUAAGAAGCACGAGGCUAGAGAAGAAGAUCUUGAUAAAGUAGCUUCAUGGAGACGAGCAUUGACCAGUUUGGCGAGUAUCUCCGGCGAUUGUUCAUUGAAAUGUGAGGACGAAUCGAAGCUGGUCGACGAAAUUGCUGACAAGAUAUCAAAAAAGCUGAUGGUUGUAACAACAAUAAGCAAUGGGAGUAACCUAGUUGGGAUUGAUACACACAUGAAGGCUCUUAACCGAAAAUUGGAUUUGAAUUCCAACAAAGGUUUGAGAGUGGUUGGGAUUUGGGCAAGAGGGUACAAUGGUAGAUCGGCUUUAGCUAAAUAUGUUUAUCAGGAAAUCUGUCAACACUUUGAAAGCCAUUGUUUCUUGGGAAGCGUGAAAAGGAUUUCACAUGGUCGCCACUUGUCGCAUCUACACGAAGAGUUUCUGAUAAGGAUUCAAGGAGAAUACGUGAGUAAACAGAAUCUCAAGAACCAAAAGGUUCUGCUUGUGGCUGAUGAUGUCAAUAAGCUUGAACAGUUAGAUGCUCUUGCAGAGGACUUCAACUCUUUUGGUCCGGGGAGUGUUGUUAUUAUUACCACACAAGACAAGCAGCUGUUUGUUUCUGCUGGUAUAAAGCUUGUUUAUGAAGUAGAGCUUUUGAGAUUCCAGAAAGUUUGUGAACUCAUCCGAACAUUCGCCUUUAAAAAGAGAGACAUUUCUGCUGCGUUACAGUUGGUUUACUACAGGGCAACAAAUCUUGCCACGAAAUGGUUUGGUUGUAUAAGUGGUAGAUCUAGUUAGGGGAAAGUGUUAUAAUCAAUUUUAAAGCUAAAUCCCAAUUAGGCAUUACGUUUUGAUCAAGUUUGAAGCCUCCCCAAAGAAGCUUCCGGUUGCCAUCCAAUCCUUUUAUUACCUUGUUUUCCUUUCUAAUCGUGUAGAAGCGAGCUCUUUGGCAAAGAGUUUCGUGCUUAAUUGUGCUUUUGUAUCUUCGGUUUAAUUAAUCUAAGGAAGUUGUGAAAAAA
Molecule: messenger RNA, 1435 nt
Organism: Arabidopsis lyrata subsp. lyrata
Lineage: Eukaryota; Viridiplantae; Streptophyta; Magnoliopsida; Brassicales; Brassicaceae
Product: TMV resistance protein N
Exons: 2
Coding region: 78-1214 (378 amino acids)
Biological process (GO): defense response; signal transduction
Molecular function (GO): ADP binding
Source: RefSeq, a predicted model, not a curated record